Messenger RNA from Caretta caretta (loggerhead turtle), 1259 nucleotides. It is a transcript of the gene DECR1, whose product is annotated as 2,4-dienoyl-CoA reductase 1. Gene Ontology annotation, biological process: fatty acid beta-oxidation. Gene Ontology annotation, cellular component: mitochondrion. Gene Ontology annotation, molecular function: 2,4-dienoyl-CoA reductase (NADPH) activity. The record is from RefSeq and is a predicted model, not a curated record. NCBI's taxonomy places the organism in Eukaryota, Metazoa, Chordata, Testudines, Cheloniidae.
CUGGUAGUUUGGCGGAGGCCGGGGGAGCGGCAGCGGCAGCGCGGUGGCCAUGGCGCUCCGGGCGGGGUGGUGCGGCCUCUGGGGUGGUGCGGCCGCGCGCUUCCUUCCCACGACGCGGGAACACAGUGAAAGCCAUGCAUCCAAUGAAGUGAGCUGUUUCUCACGAAAGCUUAUGCUCAAAUGAAUUGUUUUUCAGUCAUGGAUCAAAUAUAUUAAGUCAAAGUAACAAUGCACCACAAACUAGCUUCUUUCCACCUCUUCAAAAAAUGAUGUUACCACCAAAUGCCUUUCAAGGAAAAGUGGCUUUUGUUACUGGUGGAGGUACUGGGCUUGGCAAAGGAAUGACAACAGCUCUGUCCAGUUUAGGUGCCGAAUGUGUUAUAUCAAGCAGGAAGAUCGAUGUUUUGAAACAAACUGCAGAAGAGAUUUCUUCUAAAACAGGAAACAAGGUUCAUACAAUCCAGUGUGAUGUGAGAGACCCAGCUUCAGUUAAGAAUGCUGUUGCUGAAUUAAUCAAGGUGGCAGGACAUCCUGAUGUUGUGAUAAACAAUGCAGCUGGAAACUUUGUUUCUCCUACUGAACGUCUUUCUGCUAAUGCUUGGAAAACAAUAGUUGAUAUUGUUCUUAAUGGUACUGCCUUUGUAACUCUAGAAAUUGGAAAGGAACUAAUUAAAGUACAAAAAGGGGCAGCAUUCUUGGCUAUUACAACUAUCUAUGCGGAGAGUGGGUCUGGAUUUGUAUCACCAAGUGCCUCUGCCAAAGCUGGGGUAGAUGCAAUGUGCAAGUCUCUUGCAGCUGAAUGGGGUAGAUAUGGCAUGAGAUUCAAUGUGAUCCAACCAGGUCCAAUAAGAACAAAGGGUGCUUUUAGUCGUCUUGACCCAACAGGUACAUUUGAGAAAGAAAUGAUUGGGAGGAUUCCCUGUGGCCGUCUGGGAACUGUAGAAGAAAUUGCAAAUCUUGCCACAUACCUCUGUAGUGAAUAUGCAAGUUGGGUGACUGGAGCAGUUAUUAGAAUGGAUGGUGGAGAAUAUGUUUCUAUGGCUGGAGAGUUCAAUGACCUGAAAAAGGUUACCAAUGAGCAGUGGGAUAUAAUGGAAGCAUUAAUCAGGAAAACAAAAGGCUCUUAAAAUACUCGUCUUAUCUUCCUUACAGAAAGUAUCACUGGAAAAGUACCAUUAGCUGUAAAUCACACACAUAUUAAGAAAUAAUCUUGUUAAACAUUUUAUUGGCAAUUCUAAUAAAACAUUUUUAAAUUGGAA